Messenger RNA from Trachemys scripta elegans, 1085 nucleotides. Its product is annotated as glutathione S-transferase-like. Bases 158 to 835 code for a protein of 225 amino acids. Gene Ontology annotation, biological process: glutathione metabolic process; xenobiotic metabolic process. Lineage: Eukaryota; Metazoa; Chordata; Testudines; Emydidae. Gene Ontology annotation, molecular function: glutathione transferase activity. The record is from RefSeq and is a predicted model, not a curated record. The transcript has 7 exons.
GUUUAACAGUGGGCGUUUCCUUUACCUGUCGGACAAAAUUGGACUCACCUCCCAGUAGGUGGAGCUACAAAACCUUAUAACUCAAAGGCACGAUUUCUUAUUCAAGAAGAGUUUGGACUGGAUCAGGAGUCACAGAGGAAGCCAGACACUUGGAAGCAUGGCUGGGAAACCCAAACUGUACUAUUUCAAUGGAAGAGGCCGAAUGGAAACAAUACGGUGGCUGUUGGCAGCAGCUGGAAUCGAGUUUGAAGAACAAUUCUUUGAAACAAGGGAAGACCUUUUAAAGUUACUGCAGGAUGGAUCCCUGCUGUUUCAACAAGUGCCCAUGGUGGAAAUUGAUGGAAUGAAGAUGGUGCAGACCAGAGCCAUUCUCAACUACAUAGCAGGGAAACACAACCUCUAUGGGAAGGACAUGAAGGAGAGAGCACUGAUUGAUAUGUAUGUGGAAGCAACAAUGGAUCUGAAUGAACUCAUGAUGCAUUAUCCUAUCCAGCCACCGGAGGCAAAGGCAAAGCAUCUUGCCAAAAUCGUUGAGAAGGCCACAACGAGGUACUUCCCUGUAUAUGAAAAGGCUUUGAAAGUCCAUGGACAGGAUUUUCUUGUUGGCAACCGAUUCAGCAGGGCAGAUGUACAGCUGCUUGAAACCAUUCUAAUGGCAGAAGAGUGCAAGCCUGAUAUACUCUCCAAAUUCCCUGUCUUACAGGCUUUUAAAGCAAGGAUAAGUAACAUCCCCACAAUUAAGAAAUUCCUGCAGCCUGGCAGCCAGAGGAAACCACCGCUAGAUGAAAAAUCAAUUCCAAAAGUGAUGAGCAUUUUCAACAUUGGCAAUGAAUGAUGGCUUAAAAUCAUGGCAGCUGUUUUACUACAUGGCAGCUGUUUUGUGUAUUAGCUGUAAAACUGCAAACUGAAGUCAAUUCAAAGUGUGAAAAUUAUAGUGACAGAAUCAGUUAAUACAAGCUAGAAAUUAUGUAUGUAAAAAUGUCCACAGUAAAUCCAAAUAACUGCGCUAGCACAUGAAAUGGUUCACUGAAUUAUAGGCUGCGCAGAGCAAAAGGGGUGGCAUUAAACCACUAGCUUUAAGAGAA